Messenger RNA from Drosophila navojoa, 1724 nucleotides. It is a transcript of the gene GluRS-m, whose product is annotated as putative glutamate--tRNA ligase, mitochondrial. Gene Ontology annotation, molecular function: zinc ion binding; tRNA binding; glutamate-tRNA ligase activity. The record is from RefSeq and is a predicted model, not a curated record. Gene Ontology annotation, biological process: glutamyl-tRNA aminoacylation. Gene Ontology annotation, cellular component: mitochondrion. Lineage: Eukaryota; Metazoa; Arthropoda; Insecta; Diptera; Drosophilidae.
UGAUUUUAACUGAAAAUGUUUAGUGUACGAAGUGUAAGGACUCUGAGGCAGUGCCUCCGGGCCACUCACAGGCUCUGUCACAGCGAGGUGCGCGUACGCUUUGCUCCAAGCCCCACGGGCUACCUGCAUUUAGGUGGUCUACGAACUGCUCUAUAUAAUUAUUUAUUUGCUCGGCAUUCCGGCGGCAAAUUCCUGCUCCGCAUCGAGGAUACAGAUCAAACGCGGCUGGUGCCGGGCGCCACAGAGCGCCUCAUUGAAGAUCUGCUGUGGGCAGGCAUUGAAAUAGACGAGGGACCGGGAUUUGGAGGAGCACAUGGACCUUACAUUCAGAGCCAGCGCAGGGAGCUGUAUAGCCAAGCUGUGGAGCGCCUACUAGAGAAUGGCAGCGCCUAUCGCUGCUUCUGCACGGAGCGUCGCUUGGAUCUGUUACGUAAGGAUGCGCUGCGGACCCGUCAGGUGCCGCGUUACGACAACAAGUGCCGCCACCUAACGCCAGAGCAGGUGCAGCAGCAGCUGGACAAAGGAGCUCCCUACUGCAUACGCUUUAAGCUGACGUCGCACGAGGAGCCGCUCCAGGAUCUCAUCUAUGGCAGCGUCCAGCACAAUGUGAGCGAAACAGAAGGUGAUCCUGUUAUCAUGAAGAGCGAUUUGUAUCCCACGUACCAUUUGGCCAAUGUGGUCGACGAUCACCUGAUGGGCAUAACGCAUGUGCUGCGCGGCGUGGAAUGGCAAAUCUCAACGACGAAGCAUUUACUGCUCUACAAAGCCUUCGACUGGCAGCCACCACAGUUUGGUCAUCUGCCGCUGCUGGUCAACGCGGAUGGCAGCAAGCUGAGCAAGCGCCAAGGCGACAUUGGCAUCAAGCAGUUCAGGGAUCGCGGCUACUUUCCCACUGCGCUGAUUAAUUACAUCAUCUCGGCCGGCGGCGGCUUUGAGCAUCGAAGCCACAGCAAGCCUCAGCUCUACUCCAUGCAGAGUCUCGCAGAGCAAUUCCGUUUGGAGCGCGUCAAUGCCCAUCCCAGUCGCCUGAAUGCCGAGCUGCUCAAUGACUACAAUCAACUGGAGCUGACGGCACGUCUAGCUGAUCCGCUCAAGCGCAAACAGCUCGUGGCACAUGUGCAGCAGCUCGUCCAAGAAGCCUAUCCAGAUCACUCCGACUUGGACCUAGCUGAAUCCCAUAUUGAGGCAGUGCUCCAUUGGUCAGCACAGCGUUUGACCUUGCUGCAGGAUUUAACCAGCAGCAAGCUGAGUUUCUUGUGGGUCAAGCCCACUCAAGUUGUGCUCAAGGAAUUGAGUCCGGCCCAAUGGCAACAGCUGCUGCAGCAACUGCAGGCCGAGUCCAACUUUCACAAGGAUCAGCUGAAUGAGCUCCUCAAAGGCUUUGCCAAAGCGGCGUCCAUCAAAUUCCCAGCGCUAAUGAAAACUCUGCGCGGAGCCUUGAGCGGACUGCAGGAAGGACCAGGCGUUGCGGAAAUGAUGGAGAUACUGGGCAAAGAUGUGGUGCUGCAGCGUUUGCAGGAGAGCCUGGAUAAGCAGAAGCAGCUGCAGCUGCAGCAAUAGACAACAAAGACUCUUUGACUAGAUAAUUAUAAUUGUUAUAUUUGUGAAGAUUAAGAUUUAAGAUGAAAUGAGUAAUCGUAGCAUUUAAAGUUAUCUGCUUAAGCACCGCUCCGUUUUGCAAAUUUGGCAUUAUCCGGACUUUCUUAAUAGACCACGCCUACUUG